CAUUUCCCUUGAACAAUAACUGUCAAAUAUAACGAAAUAUUUUAAACGAGUAGACUCGAUUCUUCUUACUCGCUGUAGCGACUUCCUCUCGUUCUUUUCUUUUACACCAACAUGGCUGAUCAGAACGAAAGAGCGUUCCAAAAACAAUUUGGCAUCAACCUAAACAGAAAACUCAAGCCCGGAGUAACCAAGAAGAAGGUUCUCCGUCGCUACCGUGACAUUGGCUUGGGUUUCAAAACACCCCGUGACGCCAUUGAUGGUACCUACAUUGACAAGAAAUGCCCAUUCACCGGCAAUGUACGUAUUCGUGGACGUAUCCUGACUGGCGCCGUCCGCAAAUGCAAAAUGCAACGCACCAUUGUUAUUCGUCGUGAUUAUUUGCACUUUGUGCGCAAAUACAGCCGUUUCGAAAAGAGACACAGAAAUAUGAGUGUGCAUUGCUCACCAGCCUUCAGGGAUGUGGAAGCCGGCGAUAUUGUCACCAUCGGUGAAUGUCGUCCACUCUCGAAGACAGUGCGUUUCAACGUUCUCAAAGUCAGCAAGGGCCAGGGCUCCAAAAAGAGCUUUAAGAAGUUUUAAGUUCUAAUAUUUUUAACUUGAUGCUUUUCCAAUAAAUAAGUAAUCAAAAAAACUGAA
This is a messenger RNA of Zeugodacus cucurbitae (melon fly), 636 nucleotides long. It is a transcript of the gene RpS11, whose product is annotated as 40S ribosomal protein S11. Lineage: Eukaryota; Metazoa; Arthropoda; Insecta; Diptera; Tephritidae. Gene Ontology annotation, biological process: translation. Gene Ontology annotation, cellular component: ribosome; cytosolic small ribosomal subunit. The transcript is spliced from 4 exons. Gene Ontology annotation, molecular function: structural constituent of ribosome. The record is from RefSeq and is a predicted model, not a curated record. The coding region runs from base 112 to 579 and encodes 155 amino acids.